AUGCUAAUAUCUAUGCUGGCAUGCAUUAGAAUGGAUGGUCCAGCUCCAUUGCUCGCCCUCCUCAAUACGCGAUGGACUGCUUCCGAGAUGUCAGGUGCACUUGAGAGCGAAGAUAGAAAUUCACAAACAAUCGUAAUUGCUGGGCCAGGGUUUGAAUCAAUAGCAAAGGAGGUUGCAUCGAUGCUUGGGCAUCGAGCUUUUCCCCUCUUACUUCCAAUCGUUUCGAGUGGCUUUCUAGAGCACGAGUUUGCGAAUGAAGUGAGACAUUCAAGACAACAAUCAUCAUUUCCAGCCGAAGACUAUGCGACCCAGUUUUCCUUUUCUGACAAGGAUGCACUGAUAAUAUUCACCUCUGGUACCACUGGUGGUUCGAAGGGAGUAAGACUGAGCCACCGUGCAAUUGUUGUUCAGUCAUUCGCAAAGCUUGGUGAUCCUUGCAACUAUUCUCAAGAAACCACGAUGCUUGCGUCCACCGUUCCAUUGUUUCACAUUGGUGGGAUAAGUAGCUGCUUUUCGGUUCUUUUCGCUGGCGGAAAGCUCGUAUUCCCACGUUUAACAAUGCGUAGUGCUUUCAAUGUCAAUGCCACUCGACGAUCCCUCAUGAAUUCACAGGCACCUGCAAACACAUUGGUUGUUGUUCCUGCAAUGUUGGUCUCGAUAUUGCAGCAUUCAGACCCACCACAAAGUUUUCCACAUGUUAGACUAAUCUUGAUUGGAGGUCAAUCUGCUCCAAAUCGAAUGAUAGCUCAGCUCGAAGAGACAUUUCCUAAUGCCUCGAUCAUUCAAACCUACGCGUGUACUGAAGCAGCUUCAUCUCUAACCUUUCUUCAGAUCAAACAGUCGGGAAAGAAAGCUCUGCCCUCCAAAAAAAAUGAGAAUCAAGAACUGAACGGCGAUUGUGUCGGGGUACCUCCACCUCACGUUUCAAUCCGGCUGUACAAUACCUCAGAAAGAGCAAAAAAAAUAAUCAAUCUACCGUACCAAGUGGGUGUGAUUGCGACUCUGGGUCCACACGUAAUGAAUGGAUACUGGAAUCGAGGAAAGCAACAAAAGAACCUUGAGGGCUGGUUGUUGACCAGCGACUUGGGGUUUUACGACAACCAAGGUCGACUAUAUUUCAGUGGUAGACUGAAGGAUAUUAUUCGUUCUGGCGGCGAAACAGUAUUAGCGAACGAAGUAGAGCGGAUACUCUUGAAGCAUUCCUCGAUUUCGGAAUGUGCUGUCUUUCCUUGUCAGGACGAAAAGUUUGGCGAGGCGGUUGCUUGUGCUUUGGUUACAAGCAGCCCUAUGAAGCUUGAAGAGAUCCGUGACUGGUGCAGUGAAGGAGGACUUGCAACUUAUAAGCGCCCAAGAUACUUGUUUCUCCUGCGUGCUUUGCCGAGAAACUCUUCUGGAAAGAUCCUCAAGAAUAAGCUGGUAGCCCGAUACGGGAGAAUACGACCUAGUAAACUGUAG
This is a messenger RNA of Cylindrotheca closterium, 1455 nucleotides long. The record is from the annotation of a GenBank genome assembly. Lineage: Eukaryota; Bacillariophyta; Bacillariophyceae; Bacillariales; Bacillariaceae.